AGAAGUCGAAAACAGUAAUUUAAACUAAGAAUUAUUUAACUAAGCUCAUGAAUCCUAAUCUAGCGACUUUCACAGAUGUUCUCGGCGAUGAAAUAUGCAACUCCCAACCUUUAUCCCUUCCAUCAUCAGGGGAAAGGUCUGAGUGUUUGCCUGUAAGAGAAACGAGAACAUCUCCAACGAGACCUAGAGUUAUUAUACGGCCACCUAAAGGUACCGGACAACGGGGUCCACUGCGAAGUGUCGAGGAAAUAGAUCCGAAAUAUCGCGAUGUAUUCACGUAUAAAUAUUUCAAUUUAGUCCAAUCAAGUGUUAUUGAAGAUGCUAUUUAUUCAGAUAAAUCUAUUGUCGUAUGUGCACCAACCGGAUCGGGAAAAACAGUGGUUUUCGAAAUGGCGAUAGUGCAACUUCUAAUGGAGCUGGAAGAAAGACAAUGCGAUGAGGAUUUCAAAAUCAUUUAUAUGGCCCCCGUGAAAGCUCUAUGUACGGAAAGGUUAACGGAAUGGUAUCCGAAGUUCACUAAACUAGGAUUGCUAUGUAUCGAAGUGACCGGCGAUACUGAUGUUGAUUUCACGCAGUUGAAGCCGUACAAGAUCAUAAUUACUACUCCUGAGAAAUGGGACAUGUUGACUCGUCGUUGGCGCGACCACAGAAGUCUUGUUGAAGUCAUCAAGUUGUUCCUUAUCGAUGAAGUACAUAUCCUGAACGAUGAGCUCCGAGGACCCGUGCUGGAAGCCGUUGUAAGCAGAAUGAAGACUAUUGAGAGCUCAGCUCAAUCAGUUCACCGUAUAGAACAGUUACAAAAGGAACUCAAAGGUGAAGUGGUCUCCAACAAGUCUGCACCAAGAAUAAGGUUUGUUGCAGUGUCCGCUACUGUCAGCAACCCUGAAGAUGUCGCUAGCUGGCUCGGUUCUAGUGAUAAACCCGCUGUGUUUCAUAAAUUCGGUGAUGAGUGUCGUCCUGUAAAGUUGAAGCGCAUAGUAGAAGGCUACCCGUGCCCGGAAGGUUCAAGCAUAUUUAAGUUUGACAUCAUACUCAACUACAAGCUAUGGCCUGUUAUACAGAAGUACCAUUCUGGAAAACCUACGCUGAUAUUCUGCAACACUCGUAAAAGUGUGAUACUGACGGCGGAGACUUUGUCUCGAGAGCUAACAAUUAGUUUCAACGAGGAGCAGAGAGCCAAACUGACUGCAUUAGCGUCUAGUAUUAAGAACAAGAAAUUACAGGUAACACUGUUUUAAAAACUGCAACGAGAGGUAUUCUUUAUGACUUUUCUUUGAUUUUCCUCCAAUUUAUAAUUCGUUCCUUUAUCCAAAGUUCAAACUCAUAUAAAGCCAAAAACUACAAGCUUUUCUUCUUCGAUUUUGCAUCCCCCCAGUGAUAAUAAGAUUAGCAAAUUAGCAUGCAGUCCGUCCAAAUUCACUUAAUCCCGCAACAUCAGUAAACAUUCCAAAGCACGCAUUUCAGAUGAAACAUCUAACCUCGCCUCUAACGCUAUGUAUAUCAGCAUUAUAGCCUUUGUCCAACUGUGUUGGAGUCGAAUUCCAAUCAAAGCGGAUGCAUCAACACAAACACUGGUACUUAACCUGUGUUUUACAGUCUCUAUCUGACAUCCUCAAUCCAGUUACCCGAGCUACACGAUAUCCUUUAGUAAGACAUGCUGCCAGAAUUUCUAGCUAAUGAACACAAUUGCAACUGUCAAAGAUGUGUAAA
Messenger RNA from Trichoplusia ni (cabbage looper), 1710 nucleotides. Its product is annotated as probable ATP-dependent DNA helicase HFM1. The coding region runs from base 48 to 1238 and encodes 396 amino acids. Gene Ontology annotation, molecular function: ATP binding; nucleic acid binding. Lineage: Eukaryota; Metazoa; Arthropoda; Insecta; Lepidoptera; Noctuidae. The record is from RefSeq and is a predicted model, not a curated record. The transcript has 9 exons.